Molecule: messenger RNA, 1203 nt
Organism: Echinostoma caproni
Lineage: Eukaryota; Metazoa; Platyhelminthes; Trematoda; Plagiorchiida; Echinostomatidae
Source: the annotation of a GenBank genome assembly
AUGACAACAGUUCAGACGUGUUCUUCAAAAGCUCGCCCCAUUGAACAAAUACUUGUCUAUGGAUUUCGUGCUUAUGUAACGCCGGUCAUCAUUGUAUUCGGUUUGAUCGGCAAUACGUUGGUGAUAACUGCUUUUGCUCGUAUGCAAAGAAAAUCGCCUUGUAGAUUCAAUAUGUACGCAAUUGCCAUUGCUGUGGCACACACAUUGGAACUUAUAUUCAAUGCGUUUUUGGACGAUUUUCUUGGUCGUGGAUUAUAUUGGUUAAGCGAUUGUUCCCUCUACCUGAAAGUGGACGUUCACUCCGACUUCAUGUGCAAAUUUAUAAGCUAUGUGCCAAAAACCGCCGCUUUAAUCUCUACCAGUCUACUGAUCGUGUUCAGUAUUGACCGUGUGUUGACCGUCUACAAGCCACUACAAUUCCGUGGAGAUCAUCGCUUGCGCACUGCCGGUUUUGGGAUCAGUUUUGUGUAUUUGAUAAGCUUUAUGCUAUACCUCCCACUACCAAUCCAAUCGGGCAUCACAAUUAACAGCGAACAAUCCGGAGUAUUGUCCAAAGAAUGCGUUUACUUGGACCCGUUAAACAUCGGCACUCAGUACACACUAUAUCUUCACAUAUUCGGCUCCAACAUCAUUCCGUCCACGAUAGUGCUAAUUACUAAUGUGAUGAUAUUUCUCAAGCUGAGAGAUUUAUUUCGUGAACGAACACGUCUCUGUAUGAAUAUGGAACGAUCCAGUGCGGAGACACGGCGUGUGCUUGGACAUCUUGGGAUGACCACCAUAUUCUCGGUCAUCAUGCUACCUAUACUUAUUGCAAUAUUAUUACGUCAACAUGCGGACUAUCACAAUUAUCAUGAUAUCUAUCCAGAAUAUGAGAAAAAACUAGUUCAGCUUUCAAAACUUUUCAGUUCCGUUGAGUCAAUUUAUUUUGUGACCGAAUUCCCCACAUUUUACAUAUUUCUGCCUAUGUUUCGUUCGGAAUUGCGCCACAUGUUUACUCGUCCGUGUGCACGGAAACCGACAGACAAUGUGGCCCAAAGAUUGGUCAAAUUCACACCUCGAGUGAUGCAGUCGUUUAUAGGUGAUCAAGCGCGUACCACCCCCUCGUCGUCCAUUCGUGGAACUUUAAUUGAAUCGGUCAAUACGGAGGACACAAACCGUCACAGUUUGAAUGUCAACAGUGCGACAGGCGAGAAAUCAUACUAA